This is a messenger RNA of Xyrauchen texanus (razorback sucker), 5975 nucleotides long. RefSeq names its product MAP kinase-activated protein kinase 5. Gene Ontology annotation, cellular component: cytoplasm; nucleus. Bases 427 to 1662 code for a protein of 411 amino acids. Lineage: Eukaryota; Metazoa; Chordata; Actinopteri; Cypriniformes; Catostomidae. The transcript is spliced from 12 exons. Gene Ontology annotation, biological process: protein autophosphorylation; peptidyl-serine phosphorylation; negative regulation of TOR signaling. The record is from RefSeq and is a predicted model, not a curated record. Gene Ontology annotation, molecular function: calmodulin binding; mitogen-activated protein kinase binding; calcium/calmodulin-dependent protein kinase activity.
UUCUGAAAGCUAGUUUCAUAGCUAGCUUCCCCUUUUUAUGCAGUCCAGGAAUUAACCAUAUUUUCGUUUAAGAUGUUGGCCAAACACACGGUGAACUUGCGUUGGUAGCCAGCUAGCAUCUUUAUGACCUGCUGUCCUAUAUAAUUUUAUUCAUAAUACCAAAAGCUUUUAAACUAGCUGACCCAGUAUCAUGGACGUCAUACUGAGCAGGAUGACUGUUUCUGAAAUUUAACUGGCGUUACCAUCCAGUUGGGACAAAAAACGGCGCUGACAAUUAGUGGUUUAAAAGUGCAUCAGCCAACAUGAAAAUUGUAUGUGAGCCGGUAUUUUAAAGAGACUUCAUUCCACACAACCUCGAAGGCUUGGGUAAAACCGCACCUGCACGAGCUUGUUGGAGCAGUGCACUGUAAAAGUGUCACAGUAAACAUGUCCGAGGACACUAACGUGGACAGGUUCAUUAAGGAGACUUCAAUCUUGGAAGAGUAUAACAUCAACUGGACACAGAAGCUCGGAGCUGGUAUAAGUGGUCCUGUGAGGGUAUGUGUGAAGAAGUCAACACAAGAACGAUUUGCUCUUAAGAUCUUGAUCGACAGACCGAAAGCUCGCAAUGAGGUGAGACUUCAUAUGAUGUGUGCCUCCCACCCCAACAUUGUUAAGAUAAUUGAGGUGUAUGCCAACAGUGUACAGUUUCCACAUGAAACCAGUCCAAGGGCAAGGUUAUUGAUUGUCAUGGAGAUGAUGGAAGGUGGUGAGCUGUUCCACAGGAUCAGCCAGCACAGGCACUUUACAGAGAAGAUGGCCAGUCAGGUCACAAAACAGAUAAGUCUGGCUUUGCAAAACUGUCAUUCGUUAAAUAUUGCACAUCGAGAUUUGAAACCAGAAAAUCUACUCUUCAAGGAUAAUUCACUGGAUGCCCCUGUAAAACUUUGUGAUUUUGGAUUUGCCAAAAUUGACCAAGGUGAUUUAAUGACGCCACAGUUCACACCUUACUAUGUAGCACCCCAGGUGCUGGAGGCCCAAAGACGGCACCAGAAAGAAAAGUCUGGAAUUAUACCUACCUCACCCACCCCUUACACAUACAACAAGAGCUGUGACCUGUGGUCCUUGGGUGUGAUCAUUUAUGUGAUGCUGUGUGGAUAUCCUCCAUUUUACUCCAAGCACCACAGCCGUACUAUCCCAAAAGACAUGCGCAAAAAAAUCAUGACUGGCAGCUUUGACUUUCCUGAAGAGGAGUGGAGUCAAAUAUCUGAAAUGGCCAAGGACAUUGUACGCAAACUACUUAAAGUGAAGCCAGAGGAGAGGCUAACCAUAGAGGGCGUAUUAAGUCAUCCCUGGCUCAACUGCACUGAGGCACUGGACAACGUGCUCCCCUCUGCUCAAAUGAUGAUGGACAAGGCAGUUGUGGCUGGAAUUCAACUGGCCCAUGCUGAGCAACUGGCAAAUAUGAGAAUACAGGACCUCAACAUGAGUCUAAAGCCACUCAACUCUGUGAACAACCCCAUUUUGAGAAAGAGAAAGCUACUUGGGACCUCUCAAGCUCCAUCAGGUUGGAUGGGGAGCGUCGUUGCACAGCCAUUUUCAGAUCUCUCCAGAGAUGUUCAAUCGGGUUCAAGUCUUGGCUCUGGCUGGGCCACUCAAGGACAUUCAAGAGUUGUCCCGUAGCCACUCCUUUGUUAUCUUGGCUGGGUGCUUAGGGUCAUUGUCCUGUUGGAAGAUGACUUCACCCUAGUCUGAUGUCCAGAGCGCUCUGGAGCAGGUUUUCAUCAAGGAUGUCUUUGUACAUUGCUGCAUUCAUCUUUCACUUGAUCCUGACUAGUCUCCCAGUUCCUGCUGCUGAAAAACAUCCCCACAGCAUGAUGCUGCCACCACCAUGCUUCACUGAAGGGAUAGUAUUGGCCAGGUUAUGAGCUGUGCUAUUCAGGCCAAAAAGUUCAAUCUUUGUUUCAUCAGACCAGAGAAUUUUGUUUCCCAUGGUCUGAGAGUCCUUCAGGUGACUUUUGGCAAACUCCAGGUGGGCUGUCAUGUGCCUUUUACUGGGGAGUGGCUUCCGUCUGGCCACUCUACCAUACAGGCCUGAUUGGUGGAGUGCUACAGAGAUGGUUGUUCUUCUGGAAGGUUCUCCUCUCUCCACAGAGAAAUGCUGGAGCUCUGUCAGAGUGACCAUUGGGUUCUUGGUCACCUCCCUGACUAAGGCCCUUCUCCCCCAAUCGCUCAGUUUGGCCGGGCGGCCAGCUCUAGGAAGUGUCCUGGUGGUUCCAAAACAUAUUCCAUUUACGGAUGAUGGAGGCCACUGUGCUCAUUGGGACCUUCAAUGCUAGAGAAAUUUUUCUGUACCCUUUCCCAGAUCUGUGCUAUAAUCUAGACAAAGGUCUAUAGACAAAUCCUUGGACUUCAUGGCUUGGUUUGUGCACUGUUAACUGUGGGACCUUAUAUAGAUUGGUGUGUGCCUUUUCAAAUCAUGUUCAAUCAACUGAAUUUGUGUGUCUUGGCAAAGGUUGUGAAUACUUAUGUACAUGUGAUUUUUUUUUUUUUUUGUAAUUUUUUUUUUUAAUAAAUAUCCAAUGAUUUCAACCCAUUCAUAUUCUACGUGGAGAGAGACAAUCCACUCAUAUUAAAGGAGACCUAUUAUGGCCCUUUUUAAAAGAUGUAAUAUAAGUCUCAGGUGACCCCAGAAUGUGUCUGUGAAGUUUCAGCUCAAAAUACCCCACAGAUCAUUUAUUAUAUCAUUUUGUAAAUGUCUCUUUUUGGGUGGAAUCAAAAACACACUGCUUUCGUGUGGCUCUCUUUAAAUGCAAAUGAGCUGCUGCUCCCUGCCCCCUUUCAGGAAGACUGCGGUGUCUUUACAGUUUAUGCUUCAGAUAUUACAGCAAAAACAAAUUAGAACUAAUAUGACUGACAGCGUAAAUGCCGGAGUUCAGCCGUAUAUGUAUGAACCAGAUUCGGACACUGAUGAAGGAUAGACCCCCGGGCAGAAGUCACAUCUGUGAGAAUGAACCAGGAUGUUUCUGAAUGGUUAAUUUACACUACACAGCUGUGGUGAGUCAGACUGGCAACAAACAUCCCUCGUGGUACUGAUAUGUUGUGCAGAUCUGCUGGGCUUUCCGAGUAAACAUUCCACUUUUAGUACAACACUUUUAUGUUCACAGAAAAUGUACAUGUUUUCAAAUAGGCAAUCACCUUACUGUAUUGGGCAAUAAAGGUGCGGUUAUGAAUUAUACAGACAGUAAGCUAAAAAUAACGACAUAGCUCUGGUCUCUAUGUGAAUACAAUUAGAGACAAUGGUAACUUUAGCUUUAGCUGGAACAUGGACAGUUGGUACUGAUCCAUGCUUGAAAAUAAAUUGUUUUGAAAAUCCUGCUUUAUAUUGACACUCAUUCACAAAGCAGUCUGGUGUAAAAUUAUUUGCACAAACAUACACAAAUUUUGGUAUGUUUUGGGCACAUUUCCUUCAAAAACAAAACUUGUCCACUGCAUCUUCAGUGGCUCUGAUUCCGGGAGUACAUGAAGACUCAUGUUAAUUUUACAGCCAACAACAGAACACUUAUGACGCUUACAAAGCUGAGACAAUAUUCUUCUCACUGUAGCUGCUCCAGCACAAAAAUAAAAAUAUAAGGUGCUUCCUCGGACAAUCAAGUACAUGUUCACUGAGACAAGCUCACUUGGAGGCACGUGAGAAACACACCAUGACUUCCCCAGCGAUCUUCUGUUUCUGAGUUUCUUUCUUGCAUUACUUGAAUCGAUCAUGUUUCUCUCUUGUCGAAUUCGCAACGUCUGGGAACAAGAAAAUGCUAUGAUUCUUCCAAGAAAGCUUUCCUUUCCUCCUCGCCUCACGCAACACGAGCUCUUUAUCGGAUGAUCUCAGAAAAUUUACCAGAAUUGAUCGGGGCCUGUCUCCCUCAGCCAGUCUGCGAGCCGGGACUCUGUGAGCCUGCUUGAUUUCCAGCUUGUGGCCUGUUAGGUCAAGCAGACUCUGAAAGAGCUCGUCUAGGAAUUUCACCAUAUCUCUGCCUUCUUCAUGCUCAGGAAUUCCAACAAUUUGGACAGUGUUUCACCAAUUACGAUUCCCCAAAUCCUCCAGUUUUUCCCAAAUGCAUUCCAAGUCUAUCUUGUUCACUAGCAGAUUUGCAGCUAAUUCACUCUUAUGACUCCAAAUAAUCGAUCUGUCGCAAAGUCCCCGAUUCUUGUAACCAACUCAGAGAAUUUCGUUUUCCAUCACCGUAAUCGAUCGCGUAUUACAGCAAGAUCCUCUAAGUCAGCAACUACUUUCAUCAGCAUCACUGACAUGUUGGACAGUCGACGUUGAAUUUCUCCCACCGCACCAUCCAAACCGAGUCCCUGGUUUUUGGGCCUGUCUGAGGUAAAGCUUAAGCACGUAAGUGUCUUUUAAUAUCUGCAGAUCCUGAUUUAGAAUUAUUUGCCACGUUGACUUCAAAGAACAGAUAUGUAGCAGGGUCUUUCAAAUCUUUCCGGUUUAUGACAUAAAAAUAAUUAUACAAAAUAACUUUUAAAAAAAAUUUGUCAUAAAAAACGCAGUUUAUACGUCAAAUCGAUCAAAUCUUUCCGGUUUAUGACAUAAAAAUUAUUAUACAAAAUUAUUUAAAAAUAUUAGUAAUAAAAAACGCAGUUUAUACACUUCUCACAUGCAGAAUAAGAAUAUUAAUUUUAUCAGGCUAUAUCACAAAUAUAACUGGUUAUUUUUUUGUCAUUUAAUGUUUUAAUCAGGAUAAUUGUCCAGUUGGGCAAGUAAAAUUCUCUUUCACUUGCCACUUUAAAAUCCACUUGUCCCAGACAAGCAUUAAUGUUGAAACCUGCUGACUACUUAAAAUUUAGUUUUUCCUUCCUAUCUGGGUAUAAUUAACAGUAGGGAUGGGCGUUUUGGUCAUUUUGUUUAUUUGAGUGCUCAAAGUAUUUACUCUUGUCUACAUGUCUAUGUACAUAAUGUUUCAGACAUACUGUACAUCUUUGGCUGCUGCAGUGUUGUUCCAGUGUCUCGCAUAUACAUUUUUAUAAGCUGUUAUAACGUAAUCUGUUGUACAAAAGGUGGCAUAAUCAAAAUAUAACACAUCAAAUUUUGUUACUUUGUGAAGACUCGCUGUCCAAACUCAAUGAAAGAAUGCUCAAAGCAUGUGUCUCUGCUCUUACAAGUUACCGUAAUUAUCUUAAUAAGCAUGUAUCAAUUUAUUUUACAUGGCUGGUUGAACUGUGUAUUUGCAAAAUGUGGUUGGCUUGACCUGAGAUGCCAUAACCAUUCCAUUGGAAAAACACUGUGUUUGAAAAUAGUUUUGAAGACCCUGCUUAUUGUUUCAUUCAUUCACUCGCUUGGUGUGUGUGUGUGUGUGUGUGUGUGUGUGCGUGUGCACAUCUCCAGAGUGUUGAGCGCUGUCUCUGCCAGGACAGAAAGUCAAGCUAUGCUGUGAUGGAGCUUGUUUCUGUGAUGAGUCAUGCUGUGUUCUUUUCAACUUGAACUUCCUACUGGGAAAAGUGCAAUGGAACUUAGAAACUCGUGUGGAAAUCUUCAACUUAGAUUUUACAGAGAUGCAAAUGUUUGUCACAUGUCGGUACACAAGGAGAUUUAAAGAGUCAAUGAAAAAAAUACAUUCAUAUUUACAUAAUAUAAAUUAAUGUGUAAAAUGUCCUACAUUACAUGUAUGCAAAUGCUUGCAGAAAUGUGUAUCUCUAAAAUAAAUAAAUUAUACUCUCUUUUGAUUAUUGUAUAACUGAACUACAAAUUGCAGCAUUGUUUAAUAGUUUGGUUGUAUUUUGCCAUGAUGUCUCUGUUGACAAUCAAGGUACUGCUGAAAAUCACAACAUAAUCAAUCCCAAAAUUAAAAAGUAAGGCCACUCUUUGACACUGUGUGUGUAGUUGUCACUGAAUUUAAAAUUUAGUAAAAUGUCAUGUCACACAUGAUUAUUAUCGAUCAUUGUUCAGUAUUAUUGCUAUUACUUCUGAGUACUCAAGCUGUAUUGCCCAUCCC